Molecule: messenger RNA, 3461 nt
Organism: Rhinopithecus roxellana (golden snub-nosed monkey)
Lineage: Eukaryota; Metazoa; Chordata; Mammalia; Primates; Cercopithecidae
Gene: TTC7B
Product: tetratricopeptide repeat domain 7B
Biological process (GO): protein localization to plasma membrane; phosphatidylinositol phosphate biosynthetic process
Cellular component (GO): plasma membrane
Molecular function (GO): protein binding
Source: RefSeq, a predicted model, not a curated record
GGAGCCCGAGCCCGCGGCGGCAGCGGGAGGCGGCGAGGGGGCGCCGCGGCGGCGGCGGCGGGGCCUGCGGGGCGGGCGGCCGGGCCCGGCCAGGCCGCGAUGGCGACCAAGAAGGCAGGCUCGCGGCUGGAGACGGAGAUCGAGCGCUGCCGCUCCGAGUGCCAAUGGGAACGGAUCCCCGAGCUCGUCAAGCAGCUGUCGGCCAAGCUUAUCGCCAACGAUGACAUGGCAGAACUUCUCCUCGGGGAGUCGAAGCUGGAGCAGUACCUGAAGGAACACCCCCUGAGGCAGGGGGCCAGUCCCCGAGGCCCCAAGCCCCAGCUGACUGAGGUCCGCAAGCAUCUGACUGCCGCCCUGGACCGAGGGAACCUUAAGUCAGAAUUCCUACAAGAAUCCAAUCUGAUCAUGGCCAAGUUGAAUUAUGUGGAAGGUGAUUAUAAAGAAGCUCUGAACAUUUAUGCCCGGGUGGGCCUGGACGACCUGCCGCUGACAGCUGCCCCGCCCUACAGGCUGCGGGUGAUCGCAGAAGCCUAUGCUACCAAAGGACUUUGUUUGGAGAAGCUGCCUAUUUCUUCUUCUACCAGUAAUCUCCAUGUGGACCGGGAACAGGAUGUCAUCACCUGUUAUGAGAAAGCAGGGGACAUCGCACUCCUGUACCUCCAAGAGAUAGAAAGGGUAAUACUUUCUAAUAUUCAAAACAGAAGCCCUAAGCCUGGCCCUGCUCCCCACGAUCAAGAACUAGGUUUUUUCCUAGAAACAGGACUUCAGAGAGCCCAUGUCCUCUAUUUCAAAAAUGGGAACUUGACAAGAGGAGUCGGAAGAUUUAGAGAGCUUCUCAGAGCAGUUGAAACGAGAACAACUCAAAACCUGCGAAUGACAAUAGCCAGGCAGCUGGCAGAGAUCUUGUUGCGGGGUAUGUGUGAGCAGAGCUACUGGAACCCUCUGGAGGAUCCACCAUGCCAGUCACCUCUGGACGAUCCUCUCCGCAAAGGAGCAAACACAAAAACCUACACUCUCACUCGGAGAGCCCGUGUCUACUCAGGAGAGAACAUUUUUUGUCCUCAAGAAAAUACGGAAGAAGCCCUGUUGUUAUUGCUGAUUAGCGAAUCAAUGGCCAACCGGGAUGCUGUGCUGAGCAGGAUACCUGAACACAAGAGUGACCGCCUCAUCAGUCUACAGAGUGCGUCUGUGGUCUAUGACUUACUCACCAUUGCUCUUGGAAGAAGAGGCCAGUAUGAGAUGCUGUCAGAGUGCCUGGAGAGAGCCAUGAAGUUUGCCUUUGAGGAGUUCCACCUGUGGUACCAGUUUGCUCUGUCCCUGAUGGCUGCUGGAAAAUCUGCCCGUGCCGUGAAGGUGCUGAAAGAGUGUAUCCGCCUGAAGCCGGAUGACGCCACCAUCCCUCUCCUCGCUGCCAAGCUCUGCAUGGGCUCCCUGCACUGGUUGGAAGAGGCUGAAAAGUUUGCCAAAACUGUCGUUGAUGUGGGAGAGAAAACGUCAGAGUUCAAGGCCAAAGGCUACUUAGCUCUGGGGCUCACGUACAGUCUGCAGGCCACUGACGCUUCUUUGCGAGGGAUGCAGGAGGUCCUACAGAGAAAGGCGCUUCUUGCAUUUCAGAGGGCCCACAGCCUGUCACCCACAGAUCACCAAGCAGCUUUCUACCUGGCUCUGCAACUUGCCAUCUCCAGACAGAUCCCAGAGGCUCUGGGGUAUGUCCGCCAAGCUCUUCAGCUUCAAGGUGACGAUGCCAACUCCCUGCACCUCCUUGCCCUCCUGCUGUCAGCACAGAAGCAUUACCAUGACGCUCUGAACAUCAUUGACAUGGCCCUGAGCGAAUACCCAGAAAAUUUCAUACUACUGUUUUCCAAAGUGAAGUUGCAAUCACUCUGCCGGGGCCCAGACGAGGCACUCCUGACUUGUAAGCACAUGCUGCAGAUAUGGAAAUCCUGCUACAACCUCACCAACCCCAGUGAUUCUGGACGUGGGAGCAGCCUCUUAGAUAGAACCAUUGCUGACAGACGACAGCUUAAUACAAUUACUUUGCCAGACUUCAGCGAUCCCGAGACAGGCAACUCUCCAGAAGCAUACUUUCAUGGUUUUCCUUCCCUUUUUUCAGUUAGCUCCGUCCAUGCCACAUCAGUAGCAGCCUCAAGAGUGGAGCAGGCACUGUCAGAAGUGGCUUCGUCUCUGCAGAGCAGCGCCCCUAAGCAGGGCCCGCUACACCCCUGGAUGACGCUGGCACAGAUCUGGCUCCAUGCAGCUGAAGUCUACAUCGGCAUCGGGAAGCCUGCAGAAGCCACAGCCUGUACCCAAGAAGCUGCCAACCUCUUCCCAAUGUCCCACAACGUCCUCUACAUGCGUGGCCAGAUUGCCGAGCUCCGGGGCAGCGUGGACGAGGCGCGGCGGUGGUAUGAAGAGGCCUUAGCCAUCAGCCCCACCCAUGUGAAGAGCAUGCAGCGACUGGCCCUGAUCCUUCACCAGCUGGGCCGCUACAGUCUGGCAGAGAAGAUCCUCCGGGACGCGGUGCAGGUGAACUCGACAGCCCACGAGGUCUGGAACGGGCUGGGCGAGGUCCUCCAAGCUCAGGGCAACGACGCGGCGGCCACGGAGUGCUUCCUGACAGCCUUGGAGCUGGAGGCCAGCAGCCCCGCCGUGCCCUUCACCAUCAUCCCCCGCGUGCUCUGAGCAGGCGCCUGCCAGCCUCACCUGCCGCUCAGGCCUCAGAGGCCCUGCCGGGCACCAGGGCUUGUCCCAUCACCCCAAGGGGAUGAAUCUGCCGCACUGAGGCCAGGGACGAGUGUUCAGUGGGCCACAGUGAACCAACCAAACCAAGCCCGAAUCAUUGCUCUGCCGCGUGCGUUUCUCUUGUUGUUUUUUGCCAGCCCAAUGAUAGUUUCUGAACCUAUUGACAUUGUUCAAAAUGGAUCAUGUGCCAUAUUUUGUUAGUCGACAUCUGAGUUUUAAGUAAAAUGAUUAUGGAAUUAAUCAGCAAAUGUAGAAGUAUAUAUUCAAAGUUAAAAUUCAGUGGCAGAACAGAUUAUUUUUAUCAGAGCUGUAAAGAAAACAACUGUCCUCUUCUCCCCACCACCCCUCCUGUCCCACCUUGGCCCAGAAACCAAAUGUGAACUUUCUGUUUCCCACCUCAGCGCUAGUCCAUGCCGGGAACCAGCUGACAAUUUCUUGGUUUUACCGUCAAUAAUUAUACCAUGUGAUCAAUGACUGUCCUCACUUAGAGCAAAGCCUGAGUCCAAGAAUAUUUAUAUUUUACCAAUAUAUGCCUGUUACAAGAGAAGGAAAUAUGAGUUAUUUAAGUUUAACUUUUUUAUGUGAAUCCAGAGUUUAUUUAUCGAGGGAAAUAUGUACAAAGAAGCUUCAAAUGGAAUAUUUACUGACAUUCCUUAUACAUGACAGACACUUGGCUACAUGGGAAGAUGAUGUUAAUAAUAAAAUGAUUUUUAAAUGGA